Dovyalis caffra is the source of this 2448-nucleotide messenger RNA. NCBI's taxonomy places the organism in Eukaryota, Viridiplantae, Streptophyta, Magnoliopsida, Malpighiales, Salicaceae. The record is from the annotation of a GenBank genome assembly.
AUGUAUCCAUCACUCCUCCACCGCUCCAAAUCCUUAUCGGACCUAGUCCAGACCCGAAUCUUCAUUCGACUAAUGGGUGGCGGACCGCGAACCUUCCCUGGAGGUCUAAACAAAUGGCAAUGGAAACGCCUCCACGAGAAAAAAGCCAAUGAAAAAGAGAAACGUCUGCUUGACCAAGAAAAACAACUCUACCAAGCCCGGAUGCGUUCCCAAAUCCGUUACAAACUCGCCACUCAACCGGACCCGAACCCGAACCCGGACCCGGACCCAAAUAAGUACAAUCCCAUGAGCCCCAAAGAGCACAUCAAAGCCCUCGCUGAUCGAUUCAUGAAAGAAGGAGCUGAAGACUUGUGGAAUGAAAAUGAUGGGCCAGUGAAAUCUCCUUCAGAUGAACGGCCAGGAUUUGUUCGGACUAAUCAACGGCCAGCAUCUAUUAAUUCGCCUGUGGAUUUGCGAAAAUUAAUGGCAGAAGGGGGCAAUGUAUCGCAGAAUCGUGAAAAUGGGUUCAAUUAUGUAAAGGGUAGAGAUUAUUCCACACGUAGAGGUUUAGAUUUUGGGUCUACAGGUGGUUCUGUUAAGACUUCAGUGCGGAAACCGAGGAAGUUUAGGAGAAAUGAGAGUUCUUCGAGUGAUGAUGAUGAAGAUUAUCGGUUUGUUGAUAACAUAGUUAAAAAUUCUGUGAGAGAUUCAGGGAAUGAGCGAGGGGGCGUGAGUAAUUCCAGGUAUGUGAGUGAUUUUAUGAAGAAUAGGGGUUUUGAAAAACGAAAAGAGAGGAGGUUUGGGAGAAAUGAGAGUGAUGAUGAGGAUGAUUUGGAGGGUAGGGGAGAGAGGAGAGGGAGGAGUGCUAAGGAGAUUGGGAGUAGAGCUGCUUUAGGGAAGUAUGACAUGAAGAAGACGAGAAGGGUUCCAUUGAAGGAGCUCGAGAAGUAUGAUUUUGCGAACGAAGUGGAGUUGAUUAGAUAUGAGCUGGGGAGGAAGAAGAAGUUUUCCGGAAAUGAGGGGGAUAAGGAGGAGGUUGAUUCAAUUCUUGGCGAAAAACGAUUUGAUGAAUGUGGUCUGUCUCCAUUGACUGUCAAAGCACUUACAGCAGCUGGUUAUGUUCAAAUGACAAGGGUACAGGAGGCUACUCUUUCUGUUUGCGUUGAGGGUAAGGAUGCUAUGGUCAAAGCCAAAACUGGCACUGGAAAAAGUGCAGCUUUUUUGCUUCCUGCAAUUGAAGCAGUUUUGAAGGCAACAAGUAGCAAUGCCAAGCUACGGGUGCCUCCAAUAUAUGUUCUUAUUCUCUGCCCCACAAGAGAGCUAGCAAGUCAGAUAACAGCAGAAGUAAAUGCUAUGCUGAAGUACCAUGAUGGAAUAGGUGUGCAAACACUAGUUGGAGGAACACGUUUUAAAGAUGAUCAAAGACGCCUCGAAUCUGAUCCUUGCCAGAUAAUUGUUGCUACUCCUGGUCGGCUGCUGGAUCACAUUGAGAAUAAAGGUGGUUUAUCUGUGCAUUUGAUGGGAUUGAAGAUGCUUAUACUUGAUGAGGCUGAUCACCUUCUUGAUCUUGGGUUUCGGAAGGAUGUGGAGAAAAUUGUAGAUUGCUUGCCUCGUCAGAGACAGUCCUUGCUUUUCUCUGCAACAAUUCCAAAAGAGGUUCGUCGAAUUUCUCAGCUUGUAUUGAAAAGGGAACAUGAUUUCGUUAAUACUGUGGGCAUCGGUUGCGUGGAAACUCCUGCUAAGAUCAAGCAGUCUUUUCUUGUCACUCCACACGAAUUGCAUUUUCAAGUAGUGCACUAUCUGCUGAAGGAGCAUAUCCUGAAGGCACCUGAUUAUAAGGUUAUUGUUUUCUGUACCACUGGGAUGGUAACAUCACUCAUGUAUCUACUUCUCCGGGAAAUGAAAAUGAAUGCAAGGGAGAUGCAUUCUAGAAAGCCUCAACUCUAUCGAAAUCGUGUCUCUGAUGAAUUCCGGGAAUCAAAAUGUUUGAUUCUCGUUACAUCUGAUGUUUCUGCUCGUGGAAUGAAUUAUCCUGAUGUUACUUUAGUCAUUCAGGUGGGGAUUCCUUAUGAUCGUGAACAAUAUAUACAUCGGCUUGGAAGAACAGGACGUGAAGGGAAACAUGGAGAAGGGAUCUUAUUGCUCGCACCAUGGGAAGAAUAUUUCCUGGACGAGUUAAAAGACCUGCCUCUUGAGAAAUUUCCUUCACCAGAAAUGGAUUCAGAAACUAACCUUAAGAUAGAGGAGUCAAUGUCAAAGAUUGAUAGUAGUGUCAAAGAAGGAGCAUAUCAUGCUUGGCUAGGCUAUUAUAACUCCAUCAGAGAAAUUGGAAGGAAUAAAACCACGCUUGUUGAUCUAGCCAACCAAUUUUCUGGGUCAAUAGGCUUACAAAAACCUCCUUCCCUCUUCAGAAAAACAGCUUUAAAGAUGGGUUUGAAAGACAUCCCUGGUAUACGGAUCCGGAGGUAG